Molecule: messenger RNA, 3168 nt
Organism: Cylindrotheca closterium
Lineage: Eukaryota; Bacillariophyta; Bacillariophyceae; Bacillariales; Bacillariaceae
Source: the annotation of a GenBank genome assembly
AUGGAGCUUCCCAACCCAUAUGGAAACCCACAACUGACACAUCCGUUCAACGCAUACAAUUCUCGGCCACAUGGUGCACUGCAACAUCAGAAUCAGAAUGCUGGUGCCACAAAUGAAGACCCAAUGGGACGGCAGAGCCAAACAAGAUUGCCAGUGUUCAAAGGACUUCAAUUCCGAGCAUCGAAGAAAGGUCGACAUUGCACAAGGCCCAUCAGCAGACCUCUUAUUCAGCGAGCAGUCGAAGACAUAAGUCAGAGAGCUUUCGAUCCAAAGAAGGAUUGUGUUAUUUGCAAGGCAGUGGCUCGGAACCAACGAAAGCCCCAUCGGAAACACCACCCUCGUUGCGAAGGCAACACAAAAACUCGUGGACAUUCUGCUACAGAAGUGGCAAGUAAUCGAUAUUCGGCGUACCUCAAGAGACACUUCUCUGCUAGAAUGACAGAUCCUGGCAAGGAAAAACAACUGACUGGCGGCACCACUCCAGGGGUUGAUCAGUAUUUGGUGAGGACGGUGAAGAAGUACCAGAGAGUUCAGACAGGAAAGGUCCCUGUGAUGGAAAUCAAUUCAGCGGUUGCAAGUAAGAUGCUUGUGCCAACAAGCUCUCCACAGGAAGUGGCAAUUUUUUUGGAGAAAAGCAUUGCAAUAAGACUGGAACAACCGCCACCAAAUAAGACUGUCCCUCCUGCAAUGUUGGCCUUGGCAACUGAGAUCAUGGAUCAAGUUCGGCACAAAAAACCAAGACAAAUAGCUGAGUCUAUGUCGCUACCUCAGAGUCAACCGUUCAAGGAAGCGAAUGCUAGAUUCAUGGCAAUCUUUGGAUCGAACAACAUUGUAUAUACGGUUCCACAUGUGAUGGAUUCAAGACGUUUGAUCAACCCACAUUUCCAUUCCAUCGCUGGGUCCAAAUUCAUCUACAUGGACUUUGAAGUUGCCUUUCCAGACUUGGAACUAGCUUGCUAUCAAUGUUCAUCUAGCGAUCUACGUCGAGAACGUGAUUACUGGAGUCACCACAAACGUCUGUUUCCGGUUGUUGAUGAUUCCAAUGAGAUUUGGUGCUUACCAUUCAGGUACCAAUGCAAUUGUUGCAAACAUGUAUUCUCGACAAAUGAAGGACAGUUUCUUGCAACCCUUCCAGCAUUCAUCCGCAACCAAUAUCCUGUCGACCCAAGGUAUGCAGAUGGUCCCCAGCAAACUCACCUAUCGAAGCCACUCACUGCUGACAUGGAGGAAGGCAUGUUGCAGUUCUCCAGUGCAGCUCAAUUUACAAAGAAGAUCUACAGACGGAAAAAUGAAGCGUUUCUUGAAAAGAUGGAAGACUAUUACAGCAGACCAAAUAUUGCUGGAGCUUAUCCCCCACUACAAGAGGUGGUUCGAACAUAUCCACCGUCCGACCAAGAUUGCCGAAACCAAUUCAAACGCGCUCAGGAUUCGGUCCUUAAUCCAGAGGGAAUGGCAGCAAAUGAUCGAUUCGAGCGGAUGAUUCAAGCAACAAGCAUUGGAGAGCUUCUCGCGAUUGACCAUACCUUUGAGACUCUGAAGAACUAUCGAUUGGAAGGUGGCAAAGCGAUCUUUACAGUCUUGAAUGAAAAGGGUCAAAUUUGCACCUUGGGGAUUGUUGCGUCGCAGAAGCUGCAAGAGGUCGACCACCUGCUGAAUGCAAUGUUGAAGCGGAAGGGGAUGAACUUCAAUGACGGCAAAAGGCGAGGGCUGUAUACCGAUACAUGGCCAAAUAGUGAGACCUACUGGAUCAAGCGCCUUGGACCAAACACGAAUGGGACACUGGGCCUAUUCCACUUUAACCAGCGAGUCACGAAGCACCUGAACCCAACGAGUCCCCACUUCCAUCUGGUAAAAGAUCGCUUUCAAAGGUCCGUCUACAGGUACAAUCAAGACGACAUGGAUGGAUUGAUGAAAGCGUUUCGUGACGGGAGCAUUAAAAAGCAAGGUGACGGUGAGCCGUACACAAACAAAGAAGUGGACGAAUUGCGACUCUCGAAAAAUUGGACUAGGAACUACACCAAGUAUCUCAGAAAGGAGAUUCUGAGUGGAGACGAAGUCAACAGAAAUUUACAUGAGUUUGGAGUCUGGGUUCAAGGCUUUCUCAAGACAACUCCAGAACUUAUAGACGUCUUCACGACUUCUGUACAAAAGUUCAUGGACCAACUCGAGAACAAUCGACUGCAUGCCAACCACAUUCAAGAUCCGGAAGGUAUUGAGAUGUAUCGAGGCAUCCAACCUGGCAAGAGAGCACUCAUUCCACUACUCGUGUGGCUAUCCAAACGUCCAGAGAGCUUGCUUGAAAUGUUCCAUGGUCUCUUGCGUCACUUUGCAAAUGGGGGAAUGCGUCCAGAAGUGGCAGACUCUCUAACUUUGAGAGGUGCUGCGGAAUACAAUCUACUACGGGAGCACAGAGUUCAGCAGAUGGAAAACAAUGGUGGUGAUGUUGAUUGUUGUUGGGAGUUUGUACCAGGAUACUUGCGAGAUCGUCCUCUGUGGUACAAUCAUGCCAGACUUCAUUUUCUCAAUGUGCUUGCAAUCACAAAGGGUAUUGAGCCGCCAUUUCCGCACAUCAAAGCCAUGGCACCAAACACCGGCGAAGUCUUCUUGUCCAAGUACUUCAGCGAACAAAAGGAAAGGAACACACUUGGAAAAACGAUGGAUGGACUCUGCACUUGCAAGGAAUGCGAGUCGAGCGCAAUCCAAUUUGAUACAACAGCUGCAAGUCCAGCUCUUAAUCCACCUGGGCACGAAAGCGUAAAAGAAUUGUCUAAAGUAGGAGCAACCACAGCAGUAUCGCCAAUUCGUCGUGUCUCGCACGCACCACAGCCCCCUUCUAGAAGAUUGUUGGCGGUUCCGAAUGGCAAUGCUCCGAGAAGUGUUCCUUCAACAAUUCCAAAUUUUGUGUUCCCAUCAUCAUCGAAUCUGCCAUUUUUUUCGAUGAAUCCUCCUUAUGUUGGAGUUGGAGGAGGUCACCAUCCAGUAGUUCGAUUUCUUCCAUUUCAGGCGACCAAUGCAAUGCUACCGUUUCACUUCCUUCAGCCGAACUUGAAUCAAAACUUUUGCUGUCGACCAUACGCUCAAUACAUCUUUUACCAGAUGAACAAUGGUGGAAAGAAAAAACCUGGGCCCAUUCCACAUGACAAGCAUUGCCUAACAAAGAAGAAAUAA